Messenger RNA from Oppiella nova, 1404 nucleotides. The record is from the annotation of a GenBank genome assembly. NCBI's taxonomy places the organism in Eukaryota, Metazoa, Arthropoda, Arachnida, Sarcoptiformes, Oppiidae.
AUGAGUGAUCUCUUGAAACUGGAUUUGUAUGAACUCCUGGCCGUCAACUAUGACUCCACUCAACAGGAGAUCAAGAGCUCCUACAGACGUCUGGCCCUCGGAUGCCAUCCCGACAAGUGUCCGGACAAUCCUAAAGCCGCAGAACUCUUCCACCAAUUGUCGAAAGCGUUGGAAGUGUUGACCGACGAGACGGCGAAGAGCGCAUACGACAGGCUAUUGAAGGCCCGAAAGGCGAACGUUAUUAGACAUAAGAAAUUGGACCAAAAGAGACAGAAACUGAAGGAUGAGUUGGAGAGGAGAGAGAAGUCGGCGAAGGAGGACGUGAUGUCCGAAGCGGAAGCCGUCGACCAAUUGAGUCGUGAGAUCGAAAGGCUUCGGAAGGAAGGGUCCAAACAAUUAGAGACCGAAAACGAGAUCUUAAAGCAACAAAUCGAAGAGGAAUUGAGAGAACGGAUUGAAUCGGAAUUAAUUGGGACUCAAGUCUUACCGAAACUCAAAAUAAUCAGAAAAUCCAAAGGUUUUCAAAUGAGUUCAGAGAAUAUAAGACACCAUUUGAGUAGAUUUGGAGACAUUAAUGGUUUGGUUGUGACGAAGAACCAGAAGAAAGCUUUGGUUGAGUUCAGCGAUUAUAACGAGACGUUAAACGCAUACGAAAAUCGCCACGAAUUCGAGCACUUGUUUACCACUGAAUGGAUUGGAGACAAACCAGACGUCUCAUCAAAGUCACCACAAAUGGAGACAAUGAAUACAAACCAAUUCAAAGACAUUAAUAUUAAACAAAAUGAAAGCUUUAGUUCUGAUUACGAAAGCCUUGUCUUAAGGAAUAUGAGGGCAGCGGAGGAACGAAAGCAAUUGAUUCGACAAAUGCAAGAACAAGACCUCCAAGAAGAAGGGUCCAAACAAUUAGAGACCGAAAACGAGAUCUUAAAGCAACAAAUCGAAGAGGAAUUGAAAGAACGGAUUGAAUCGGAAUUAAUUGGGACUCAAGUCUUACCGAAACUCAAAAUAAUCAGAAAAUCCAAAGCUUUUCAAAUGAGUUCAGAGAAUAUAAGACACCAUUUGAGUAGAUUUGGAGACAUUAAUGGUUUGGUUGUGACGAAGAACCAGAAGAAGGCUUUGGUUGAGUUCAGCGAUUAUAACGAGACGUUAAAUGCAUACGAAAAUCGCCACGAAUUCGAGCACUUGUUUACCAUUGAAUGGAUUGGAGACAAACCAGAUGUCUCAUCAAAGUCACCACAAAUGGAGACAAUGAAUACAAACCAAUUCAAAGACAUUCAUAUUAAACAAAAUGAAAGCUUUAGUUCUGAUUACGAAAGCCUUGUCUUAAGGAAUAUGAGGGCAGCGGAGGAACGAAAGCAAUUGAUUCGACAAAUGCAAGAACAAGACCUCCAAGAAGUAGACUAA